CCGCCCCGCGGAGGCCGGGCUUGCUUCCAGCCACCGAGGCUCGGCCUGGGGCAACCCGGCUGUCCUCCGCCGGGCGCCGCGAACCCCCGGGACGCUUUCGGGCCCUCGCGGGGACGCCCCCGCGGCGCGCUCCGCCCCGGAAACACGCCCCCAGCCGCCUAGGCGCGCUUUUGAAACAGGCUGUUCCAUCUCUGGUGUGUUUCGCAGGGUCGCGGCCGCCCCGGGGAGCUGGAUUUUCUUGCCUUAAACCUGCGGCUCCUCGCGCGCGGCGGGAUCCCCCUCCGCCCCCCGCCCCGACCCCGGCGCAAGGAUGAGCAGGACCCGCGACGAGGUGGACGCGACGCUGCAGAUCGCCAAGCUGAACGCGGCCGAGCUGCUGCCCACCGUGCACUGCCUGGGCUUCGGCCCCGGGGCCAGCGCCGCCGCCGGCGACUUCUGCCUGCUCGAGCUGGAGCCCGCGCUCUGCCAGCAGGUGGAGGCGGGGCACAGUCUUGUGAUUCGUGGUGAUAAGGAUGAACAGGCCGUUGUAUGCAGUAAAGACAAAACGUAUGACCUGAAAAUAGCAGACACUUCCAAUAUGUUGCUUUUUAUUCCUGGUUGUAAAACUCCAGACCAGCUCAAGAUGGAAGAAACACACUGUAAUAUUAUUCACACUGAGAUCUUUGGUUUUUCUAAUAAUUACUGGGAAUUAAGAAGAUGUAGACCUAAAUUAAAGAAGCUAAAGAAACUUUUGAUGGAAAAUACCUAUGAAGGACCUGACAGUCAAAAAGAAAAGGAUUCAAAUCACUCAAAAUAUACAACUGAAGAUUUGCUUGAUCAAAUUCAGGCAAGUAAGGAAGAAAUAAUGGCCCAAUUACAAGUUCUAAAUGCCUGUGACAUUGGAGGUUAUUGGAGGAUUCUUGAAUUUGAUUACGAGAUGAAACUUCUGAAUCACAUAACUCAGCUUGUGGAUUCUGAAUCUUGGUCUUUUAGUAAGGUUCCCUUGAACACAUGCCUUCAGGAACUUGGACCAUUGGAGCCAGAGGAAAUGAUCGAACACUGUCUUAACUGUUAUGGAAAGAAAUAUGUAGAGGAAGGUGAAGUUUAUUUUGAGUUGAGUGCAGAUAAAAUAUGCAGAGCUACAGCACAAAUGCUACUUCAGAAUGCCAUGAAAUUCAACCUCGCCGAGUUUCAAGAAGUAUGGCAACAGAGUGUUCCUGAAGGAAUGAUAACUAGGCUUGAUCAGCUUAAGGGUUUAGCCUUGGUGGAUAGACACUCAAGACCAGAAAUCAUAUUUUUGCUGAAAGUAGAUGAUUUACCUGAGGAUAAUCAGGAACGUUUUAAUAGUCUGUUCUCUCUGAGGGAGAAGUGGACAGAAGAAGAUAUUGCUCCAUAUAUUCAAGAUUUGUGUGGAGAGAAGCAAACCAUUGGUGCAUUACUCACUAAAUAUUCUCGAUCUUCGAUACAAAAUGGUGUUAAAGUUUAUAACUCAAGAAGACCCGUUUCUUAAAAAGAACAACAGUCUUUUCUUUGGGACUGAAGUUGCUUUGUAAAGUUGCUGGUUAUAUGAGAAAGCUUUUUUUUUUUAAUGUAUUUGUAUUCCAGACUUUUAAAAACCCAGUUCUUUUUCUCCUCAUGUUAAACAUUUUAAAACUACUGCUCUUCUCUUUUCUUAAAUGUCAUAGGGUAUUUUAUAUCUUUCAGGUUAUAUUAAUGUUAUGUACACAGUGUAAACAAGGAUAAAAGAAAGUGUUAUUUCCUAUUUAAUAUAUGUCAGUAGUCUAUAUGGGUUUAUUUAUAGAAAAGAGUUUUGCUGUUUUUAUAUUUAAGAUUGCAUUUCUUUCAUUAGGAUUUGAUUCUAAUCAUUAAAAAAUUUAAAAGUUUUUGGAGAACUAAAUAGUAAUAGCUUCCUAAAAGAGACUUAUUUAUUCAUUUAAAUGUCAUUUAUUAAGUGAGUGCCCCUCUACUUUUUACCUUUCACCAAAACAGGAAGUCACAUGAUGCUAUCGGUUACCUAAAUUAGCUGUAUUGAUGAAAUUGGCUUGACAGUUGGGGUUCCUGUUCACCUGGCUGAUGUCGAUAUGAUUUCAGAGAGACAGCAAUAAGCGGUCCUAAAGAGAGAUCUUAAUUCCCUACCCAGGAAUUGAGCCUGGGUAGCCUGGAUGAAAAACCAGGAAUCCUAGCUGCUAGACCACCAGAACCUAGAGGCUAGAAGCAAAGUUCCCCUGGCUCUUGCCCUGUUUGAAAGCAAGCAUAUUUUUAGGAGGCAAAACCUGUGAAAACAGGUACAGAGUUUAUUAUUAGAGACACAGCAUAAUAAGUGGGAGAGCACAUAGAGAAACAGUUUAAGACAGAUGCAAGGCAGAAAUACAUACCUGGAGAGAAAGGUUGUGGGCAUCCUCCCUAAUGAGGCAGAGCGCAGUAAAGAGGUGAUUUAAAUCACUUAUGUAAGACAGUUCUUCCUGUCUUUGUUUACCUGUGACUAAUUAUCUUGUUUCUUUUCUCACAUCUGAGCUGUUCUAGGACACUCCCUAGCAUGCAUGUGCAACUUUCUGCUAAGAUGGAUUCCACUGCAGAGGCGUGUGGGGGCAUGUCCACACUUAUUACGGGGUGGUGCCCCCUCCCUUUUUGACCUCCAAGGAGCCUUUCUGUGCCUGUGUAGUCUGGGAAUUUUGCUUGACCUCAGUUUCCUCCUUAUCUCUUUAUUCCAGUAGAGCUCAGCUCUGCCACUGGCUUUGUCCUUGGAGGGGCAGGAGAACAAAGCUUCAGUUUUACUGCACUUGACAGACACCACCUGUCCAGCCCAGGGGCCCAUCUUCCUCCUACCUCAGAUAUGCACUUGGGGAUGAAAGUUUGUGUACUCCCUCUCUGCUUGUCUCCCAUUCUUUCCUUAACCCAGUGACCUUGCUUUAACCCAACUGCAUCCAUCUCCCUAAAUAUUCUCCAUUUUCCAUGCAAAAAGGUGUUAAAAUGUUUAUAAGUCUAAAAGACCCAUUUCAAUACUAAUCCUACAUGAGGAAUGCUAACAGUAGUUUAUAACCCUAUAAUAAAGGUAAUACUUAAAAACUACAAGUAAUUUCUGGCUGGUUUUGGAAUGCUUGAUAAAGUUUCUUUACAUCUUUAUUUUCCUAGUGCGUUUUCGUUUAGACCAAAGUUCAAAUUAAUUUUAACUUAGCUAAUGAACUUGUGGGCAGGACAGUUGGAAGCGGUAGGCCAAGGUUAAUCUGGUCCAAAGUUAAA
This is a messenger RNA of Hippopotamus amphibius kiboko, 3219 nucleotides long. It is a transcript of the gene DSCC1, whose product is annotated as DNA replication and sister chromatid cohesion 1. Gene Ontology annotation, cellular component: nucleus; chromatin; chromosome, centromeric region. NCBI's taxonomy places the organism in Eukaryota, Metazoa, Chordata, Mammalia, Artiodactyla, Hippopotamidae. The transcript has 9 exons. The record is from RefSeq and is a predicted model, not a curated record. Gene Ontology annotation, biological process: mitotic sister chromatid cohesion; maintenance of mitotic sister chromatid cohesion. Bases 311 to 1489 code for a protein of 392 amino acids.